GGCGGGUAGUUUCAAUGUAACGAGAUGUCACAUUUCUAGGUUAUAUAACCUUUCAUUAUUGGAAAAUUUAAAAUAAAUUCAAAAUGCUUCCAAUCAAUCCAUUUAGUAGCGAUGCAGUUCAAAAGGAAACAUUAACCGAACAAAAAGUCGAAUCGUACGACAUAAAAGGUGUCAGCGGUUGGGCGGGUGUAAAACGAAUAUUUGAAGUGGAUGAGUUUAAUAACAUAAGUCCUGAGGCUAAUUCGGUUUUACAAGUGGCAGCUAUGAGCACAUUUGUAGGGGCGAUCUAUGGUGGUAUUAUGAGUAGCAAAACUGCAUACAUUGAUUUUAUGCAAAACAAUCAAGCCACAGCUUUCAAGGAUCAUUUGGACGCAAAGAAAAAGUUACAAGAUAAAGUGACACUAAGCUUUGGAAAGGGGGCUUUUAAAUGGGGUUGGAGGUUGACACUGUUUACCAGCACCUUUGUAGGAGUUUCAAAUUUGGUAUCAGCAUACAGAGGUAAAUCUGGAAUUUUAGAGUAUGUUGCAGGAGGAGGUGUCUCAGGUUUCCUGUACAAAUUUAAUAUGGGACCCAGAGGAUGGGUUGUUGGUAGUUUAUUAGGUUCUUCUCUUGGACUAGUUUGUGGUUGUUUAACACAAGGCAUCUUAAAAUUAUCUGGAAUGUCAAUGGAGGAAGCAAGAUAUUGGCAAUAUCAUUGGAAACAAGGCAAAACAGAAUAUUGGAAAAAGGGAGUGAAAGAAUACAUGGAGAAAGAUGAAUUUGCAGUAAUAAAAUUACACAAUCUCGAAAUCGGCGAAGAAGGAAAAAAUAUUGAAAAUCUUGACAAAGAGACAAAGAAAAAAAGUUGAUUAAUUAGAUUAUUUAUUAAUAUUUUAAUGUGAUAUGAAUAUUGUUGUACAAUAAAUGGUUGAUUUAAUAUAAUUUA
Molecule: messenger RNA, 925 nt
Organism: Aethina tumida (small hive beetle)
Lineage: Eukaryota; Metazoa; Arthropoda; Insecta; Coleoptera; Nitidulidae
Gene: 140up
Product: RPII140-upstream gene protein
Exons: 5
Coding region: 84-848 (254 amino acids)
Cellular component (GO): mitochondrion
Source: RefSeq, a predicted model, not a curated record